AUGCAUGCUUCUAUCCCCGUUAUAUUGCUCGUGGCUUCCAGUCUACCAUCUGCUAUGGCGGGUAAGUGCUCCGCCGUCGGUUGGAUUAGCAACAACCACAUCUGGGGAGGGCCAGAUGGCAGUCCCUCUGCUGCUACCAGUGGUGUGAGACUCUAUGAUCCUGAUGGAAAUGACAUUGGCGAUUACGAUGGUGAUGAUCCAUCCUGUAGCGAUCUGCUCACAUGGAGGUCUGCUUAUUUGGACGACACAUUCUCGUGGGGUGCUACUUGCAACAUGAACGGUUUCACGUAA
This is a messenger RNA of Penicillium cosmopolitanum, 291 nucleotides long. RefSeq lists its product as uncharacterized. The transcript has a single exon. NCBI's taxonomy places the organism in Eukaryota, Fungi, Ascomycota, Eurotiomycetes, Eurotiales, Aspergillaceae. The record is from RefSeq and is a predicted model, not a curated record. The coding region runs from base 1 to 291 and encodes 96 amino acids.